AUGGCAAACAUAGCAGCUAAACGUGUGAAAAGAGAAAUUAAAGAAGUAGUGAAAGGUGGAGAGGGAUCAUUGAAAUUAGAAGUUGUAAGUAAUAGUUGGACAGAUUUACUUGGAGAAAUCACUGGUCCACCUGAUACACCAUAUGAAGGUGGUAUUUUCAAACUAGAGAUCAAAAUCCCAGAAACAUAUCCAUUUACUCCACCAAAGGUACGUUUCAUAACAAAAAUCUGGCACCCGAAUGUAUCGUCAGUAACUGGUGCUAUCUGCUUAGAUAUCUUGAAGGACCAAUGGGCCGCAGCACUCACCCUUAGGACAGUAAUGCUAUCUAUACAGGCAUUACUUGCUGCAGCUGAACCAAAUGAUCCUCAAGACGCGGUUGUAGCGAAGCAAUACAUAGAAAACCAACAAAUGUUCACACUUACAGCGCGACACUGGACUAAUAUCUAUGCAGAAGGCCCUUCUGGGGUCUGGGAAUUUAAUCAAAAAGUACAGUUAUUGUUAGAAAUGGGUGUUGAUGAGCACAAAGCGCGCGUAGCUCUUUCAACAUACAAUUGGGACGUUGAAGACGCAACUGAGCAAUUAUUUAGUUAG
Molecule: messenger RNA, 591 nt
Organism: Pieris macdunnoughi
Lineage: Eukaryota; Metazoa; Arthropoda; Insecta; Lepidoptera; Pieridae
Source: the annotation of a GenBank genome assembly